Messenger RNA from Acanthosepion pharaonis, 2973 nucleotides. NCBI's taxonomy places the organism in Eukaryota, Metazoa, Mollusca, Cephalopoda, Sepiida, Sepiidae. The record is from the annotation of a GenBank genome assembly.
AUGUUACAAAUCCUCUCCCCGGUUUUAUCUCUCGCUGUUCUCUAUAGUUUUUUUUUUUUCACUUUCUCUCUCUAUCUGUCUGUAACUCCCUCCUAUCUCUCUCUCUCUCUCUCUCUCUCUCUCUCUCUCUCUCUGUUUUACUGUCUCUCUCUUUUACCUUUUCCUUUAUCAAUUUCUUUCCUAAUGAGUACACUUCGAAUUCACUACCUCAUAUCUAUCUAUCUAUCUAUCUAUCUAUCUAUCUAUUUAUCUAUCUCGAUCAGUUCAUGUCUAUCUCAUUCUGUUAAUAUCUAUCUAUCUAUUUAUCUCGUUCUUUCUCUUUUAAUCGUUUUUUCUCAAUUUCUGUCUCUGUUACUUUCGACCUCUAUUCUCUUUAUGCGUCCUUUCUUUUCAUUUCCUCGUUACUUUCACUCUCUUUCUCUCUCUUUAUCUAUCUAUCUAUCUAUCUAUCUAUCUAUUUAUCUAUCUAUCUAUCUAUCUAUCUCGAUCAGUUCAUGUCUAUCUCAUUCUGUUAAUAUCUAUCUAUCUAUUUAUCUCGUUCUUUCUCUUUUAAUCGUUUUUUCUCAAUUUCUGUCUCUGUUACUUUCGACCUCUAUUCUCUUUAUGCGUCCUUUCUUUUCAUUUCCUCGUUACUUUCACUCUCUUUCUCUCUCUUUAUCUAUCUAUCUAUCUAUCUAUCUAUCUAUCUAUCUAUCUAUCUAUCUGAUUAUCUCAUUCUAUAUAUCAGUUGUAGUUUCCUUUCUCUUCCUCUCUCUUUCAUUGUCUCCCUCUUUAUUGUUUUCGUUUUUAUAUCGUGUUUUCUCUGUUCUUUUUCUUUUUUUCUUUCUUUCUUUUCUUUUUUAUGUCGUUUUUAUUUAUCUCUUUAUUUCAUUCCUUUAUUCAUUCCUUCAUUCUUUCAAAAUUCCUCUCUUUCUUUCUUUUUGUUUCUUUCUUUUUCUUUCUUUCUUUCAUUCUUUCUAUUUUACUACCACGUUCUCCAUUGUAUCUAGUUUUAAUAUUGAUUUUUUAUUCACCUCCAUUCUUCCUCCCUUUCUUUCUUUCUUUCUUUCUUUCAAUCUUUCUAUUUUACUACCACGUUCUCCAUUUUUUAAUAUUGAUUUUUUAUUCACCUCCAUUCUUCCUCCCUUUCUUUCUUUCUUUCUUUCUUUCAUUCUUUCUAUUUUACUACCACGUUCUCCAUUAUAUCUAGUUUUUAUAUUGAUUUUUUAUUCACCUCCAUUCUUCCUCCAUUUCUUUCUUUCUUUUCUCUUCUUUUCAUUCUUUCUAUUUUACUACCACUUUUUUAUAUUGAUUUUUUUAUUCACCUCCAUUCUUCCUCCAUUUUUUUUUCUUUCUUUCUUUCUUUCAUUCUUUUCUAUUUUACUACCACGUUCUCCAUUGUAUCUAGUUUUUAUAUUGAUUUUUUUUAUUCACCUCCAUUCUCCUCCCUUUUCCUUUUUUUCUUUUCUUUCUAUUUUUCGUUCUCCAUUUUCUAGUUUUUUAUUAUUUUAUUCACCAUUCUUCCUCCCUUUCUUUUCCAUUGUAUCUAGUUUUUAUAUUGAUUUUUUAUUGAUUUUUAUUAUUCCUCCCUUUCUUUCUUUCUUCCUUCCUUUUACUACCACUUUUAAUAUUGAUUUUUUAUUCACCCCCAUUCUUCCUUCCUUUCCUAUUUUUCACCACGUUCUCGUAUAUCAUUUUAUAUUGAUUUUUCUAUUCACCUUUCUUUUCCUUCCUUCUUUCUUUAUUUUUCUUUCUUUCUUUCUUUUCUUUCUUUUCUAUUUUAUCACCACGUUCUCCAUUGUAUCUAGAUUUUUUAUUAUUCUUGAUUUUUUUUUAUUCACUUUUCUUUCAUUUUAUCACCACGUUCUCCAUUAUAUCUAUUCUUCCUUCCUCCUUCCUUCCUUUCGUUUUCUUUCUUUUAUUUCUUUCUUUCUUUCUUUCUUUCUUUCUUUCUAUUUUAUCACCACGUUCUCCAUUGUAUCUAGUUUUUAUAUUUUUUUAUUUCAUUCUUCCUCCCCAUUUAUUUUUUUUUCUUUCUAUUUUACUACCACGUUUCUUUCUUUUUUUAUUUCCAUUUUCUUUCUUCUUUCUUUCUUUCUUUCUUUCUUUCUUUUCAUUUUAUCACCACUUUUUUUGAUUUUUUAUUUCCAUUCUUCCUCCUUUCUUUCUUUCUUUCUUUCUUUUCUUUCUUUCUAUUUUUUCACCACGUUCUCCAUUAUAUCUAGUUUUUAUAUUGAUUUUCUAUUUCCAUUCUUUUUUUUCCUUUUUUCUUUCUUAUUUUUCUUUCUUUUUUCUUUUCCAUUUUUCACCAACGUUUUUUUGUAUCUAGUUUUAAUAUUGAUUUUUAUUUCUCCAUUCUUCUGUUCAUUUUCAUUUUUCUUUCUCUUUAUUUUUGCCUUUCCAUUAUACGUUUUUAUAUUGAUUUUUAAUAUUUCUUUCUUUCUUUUCCUUCUUUUUUUUCUGUUAUGCUUUCUUUUUUCUUUCUUCAUUUUAUUUCUUCUUCUUUCUUUUCCUUUUCAUUAUGUUUCUCUUGUUUGCCCUUUUUCGCACUGUCUUAAUUCGCCUUUAUUUUUUAAUAUUUCAUUCUUUCAUUUUAUUCAUUCUUUCUUUUCAUUUUUUUUUUUUCUUUUCUUUUUUUUUUUUUUUUUUUUUCUUUUUUUAUUUUCUUUUUUCCUUUUUGUUUUAUUUUUUUUCCUUUUUUUUUCAUUUUUUUCUUUUGUUUUUGCCUUUUUUUCACCUUCCCAACGCUUUUUUUUUUCUUUUUUCUUUUAUUUAUUUUUUUUUCUUUCUUUCUAUUUUUUCUUUUUUUUCUUUUUCCCAUUUCUUUUUAAUUUAUUUCUUUCUUUUUAUUCUUUCUUUUCUUUCUUUCUUUUUUUAUUUCUUUUUUUUCUUCUUUCUUUUUAUUUUUCCUUUUCGUCUCCCUCUCUCCCUCCUUACUUUUUCCCUCUUUCCUUAUCUCCCUCUCUCCUUCCUUCCUUUCUACCUCUUUCCUAA